UGAUAUUUCCCCAUUCAAAGAUAUAGGAGCUGCAUGGAUGCCCAGGAUGCCCGAGAGGCGUUUCAAAGAUGGCCGCCGAGUGAAAUUACUUGUCUUAAAGGGACUUAUACGCAUGCGCAUGACGUCACACUUUCCACAGAUUCGCGGUUUUGUAGUUUACACAAAGACGACAACGUUAUCAUAAAAAACAAACAAACAAACAAAAACAAAAAAACCAUGCACUUUGAAAACAGUUUUCAAAUGUUUGAGAUUUCAAAACACCGCUGACGUGAAUGAAUGGUGAAAAGUUUCCCGAUUUUAGUUUCCCGAAAACAGGGUCGUGUAAACGCCCCCUUAGAUUUCAGCAGUGGAGCGGAAAUCAUAGAAUAAAGUCUGUUUUUGUUUGACGUGGAUAAUUAUACAAUCACCAGCACUUUUAUUAUAAGUUGGUUCUCGAUGAAUGGGGACAAAUUAUAAAGAUUGUUCACCCAAAAAUGACAAUUCUGCCAUUAUUCACUGAUCUUCAUGUCAUUUCAAACCUAAGAAUCAUCUUAUGGUGAUGCUCGGAAAUAGAAAGGCAAAAGUUUGAAACAACAUGUUCUGAAUGACAAAAUUUUCACUUUUGAGUAAACUAUCCCUUUAAAAUACUGCACUGUACUGCUAUACAUCUCCUUUGUUUUUGUACCGCUCAUUAAAUGUCUUCUUUCGUUUGUUUUAUGUCAUAUAAUGGGGAGAGAGGUUUGAGGAGAGGGUAGUUGGACUUGUAAAUACUUACUGUUCCACAUUUUUAUCAACAUUCCCAAAGUAUGUAAAAAAUAAAAAUCAAUAAAGGCAUAUCUUAUACAAAUAUGUAAAAUGAAGAUCUAGUUAUUUUAUGAUUUUUUAUAAAAAUGUUCUGUAUGUAUGUAAAACUACAAACGCGUGUCUAUUUUGGCCUAGCUGCUACCCUUUAACAGUGGGCGUGGCUUUGUUUUGUAGUUCUUCCUCUAUAAACAACAUGCCGUCAGGUUCAGAUCCUGAAGACGUGAAUGAGGAUGAUAAGCCCUCCAAAAAUGUCAUUGCGCAAAUAUCACAGUUCGCAGACGAUAACUUAACUAUUGUCCGGAACAUCAGCACAUGUGUUGGUCUCGCGGGUCUUCUCAUCAUAGCGAGGAGCAUCAGACUGAUGACAAAAUUCGGCUCUGCCACUGACAUUCCAGCUCGGUUCAUUGAGAGAAACGUCAGCAUCAGAGGAAGACUGAGAAAUAUCACCGAGAAAGGGCUUGAAGUGGAACACAUUCCAAUUUAUGUGCCUUUGUUCAGUCGUCUUUUUACUAAAUCAGGUCAGUCCGUGACCCUCCUGGAUGUUCGUCUGGCCGGAGUGGAGAUGACCUCAGAAGGGCACGACUGGAUCGUUCAACAGCUGAAACCUGCUGAGACGGUGUGGCUCCGACUGAUCGCUCGACAGAACGAGACCCUCCACUGCCUAGUGUCAGUUCACAGGGGCUCACUCUUCAACAUGUGUGUGAAUGAGGAACUUUUGAGGCAUGGUUUGGCAAGGACUUCUCCUCUUGUGGGUCUGGAUCCUCACUCUCGCAUCUACUGGAGUCUCUAUAAGCGCUUAUUGAGAGCCGAGGGCAGAGCAGAGAAGAAAGGGAAAGGCCUGUGGAAGGAGGAGAGUCGCUGGGAGAGAGUUACUGAUGUGUUGAGGAACAAUAUGCUGGUCAGCUCAGUUAAGAAACUCUUCAAAUGGACAUCUGGGACUAAAGAGAAGUGAAAUAUUUCAACAAGGUUGGUUAUAGACUGUGAAAAGGAAGCAGCACAAUUAAACUUUCAUGUGAGAAA
Megalobrama amblycephala (Wuchang bream) is the source of this 1803-nucleotide messenger RNA. RefSeq names its product c18h3orf33 homolog (H. sapiens) (gene miso1). Lineage: Eukaryota; Metazoa; Chordata; Actinopteri; Cypriniformes; Xenocyprididae. The transcript has 5 exons. Bases 854 to 1735 code for a protein of 293 amino acids. The record is from RefSeq and is a predicted model, not a curated record.